AUGCCGCGGGGAGAUGGCUGGGACUCUUGGGAAAGCCCCGGGGUGCUGCUGGGGGCAGUGGGAGAUGCUGAGGGGACGUGGCUGGGACUCCCAGAGCCAGCCCGGCCGGGGGAGGAGCCGGCCGCGCACAAAACCUCCCGCCCGGCCCCUCCGGCCCCCGCACCGGCACCGGCACCGGCGGCGGGGGGCGCCCAGCGCCCGCCCGGGGCCAUGCGCGCCGCGGCGGGCGGGGGGGAGCGGCCGCCGGGCGCGCAGGGGCUGCGGAACCACGGGAACACCUGCUUCAUGAACGCGGUGGUGCAGUGCCUGAGCAACACGGCGCCGCUGGCCGAGUUCCUGGCGCUGGGCCGCUACCGCGCCCGCGGGGCCGGCGCCGAGGUCACCCACCGGCUGGCCGCCCUGGUCCGCGCCCUCUGGACCCGCGACUACACGCCGCAGCUCUCCGCCGAAUUCAAGAACAUCGUCUCCAAGCACAGCUCACAGUUUCGGGGGAACACGCAACACGAUGCCCUCGAGUUCCUGCUCUGGCUGCUGGACCGCAUGCAUGAGGACCUGGGUGCCACCUCCCCUGCCCAGCAGAGCCGCGUCCCUGAGGAGCCCGGCGAGGACGGGAGCGGCAGUGCCAGCAGCUCCCCGCCGGCCGCCCAGCAUCCCCGCGGGCAGAGCUUCGUGCAGAGCCACUUCCAGGCGCAGUACAGGUCCUCCCUGACGUGCCCUCACUGCCUGAAGCAGAGCAACACCUUCGACCCCUUUCUGUGCAUCUCCUUGCCCAUCCCGCUGCGCCAGACCAGGGCUCUCAACGUCACCCUGGUGCUGCAGUGCGAGCGCUGGCGGUUCGUGCGGGUGGGGCUGGCCGUGCCCCUGCUGGGCACCGUGGCCGAGCUGCGGGAGAUGGUGGCACGGGAGGGACGCAUCCCCCCAGAGCAGGUGAUCCUGGCCGAGGUGUCCCCGCGGGGCUUCCUGCGCUCCCUGGGUGACGCGGAGGAGCUGGGUGCUGCCGGGGAGGGGGCUCCCCUCUACGCCUUCCAGCCCCCCCCUGCCCGCCGCGCAGGGUGCCCCCGCAGCCUGCCCGCCUCCCCGGGGGCAGCCCAGCCGGAGGGGCAGCGCCUACUGCCCGCUGCUGCCCGCUCCUCCGACUGCCUGCACCGCGGGGCGGGCGGCCGCAUCCUGCUGCUGCUCUGCAACACGGCGGGCACCGGCCCCCAGCUCGCCAGGUUCGGGCCGCCGCUGGUGCUGCGGGAGGAGCGGGGCGUCUCCUGGGAGCAGCUCCAGCAGAGCAUCCUGGUCCAGCUGCGGGCCCUGCUGCGGGGAGAGGUGCGGGCGCAGGGCGUGGGAGCCCUCUUCCGCAUCCGCCUGGCCGGGGGCUCGGCCCCCUGCGCCUACCUGUCCCCGCAGGACCCCCACCCUCUCUGCCACCCCGCCGUUGACAGAGCCCUGCAGCUGAGCGGGGCAGGUGGCCCUCCCCACGUGAAGCUGACGGUAGAGUGGGACCUGAGCACCAAAGAGCGCCUUUUCGGCAACAUCCAGGAGGAGGUGGUGCAGGACGCGGAGAGCGUGCAGCUGCAGCAGCAAGCGCACCGGCAGCAGCACAGCUGCACGCUGGACGAGUGCUUCCAGCUCUACACCAAGGAGGAGCAGCUGGCCCCGGACGACGCCUGGCGCUGCCCGCACUGCAAGGUGCCCCAGCAGGGCACGGUGAAGCUGAGCCUCUGGACGCUGCCCGACAUCCUCAUCAUCCACCUCAAGCGCUUUCGCCAGGUAGCUGAGCACCGGCACAAACUCACCACGCUGGUGAGGUUCCCCCUGCGGGGUCUCGACAUGGCCCCCCACGUGGCGCAGCGGGGCCAGGCCGGCGGGCAGCUGUUGGGGCACUGGGCGCCCUGGCAGCCCCCCCUCUGCCUGCCCCCGAGCUCCCCCCACGACUACCUCUACGACCUGUACGCCGUCUGCAACCACCACGGCAGCAUGCAGGGCGGCCACUACACCGCCUACUGCUGCAACGCCCUGGACGGGCGGUGGUACAGCUACGACGACAGCAGGGUGGAGGGGGUGCAGGAGGCGGAGGUGAGCACCCGCAGCGCCUACAUCCUCUUCUACCAGCGCCGCAACGCCGUGCCUGCAUGGUCGGCCGGCAGCUCCGUCAGGGGCUCCACCGCCUCCUCGCUCUCGGAUCACUGGCUGGCCCGCCUGGGCGGCAGCACACGCAACACCACGGCCUCGCGUCCCUCGGCCACCCGGCCCUCCCCGCCCGGCACCCCCGAUGCCACCGCUGCCCCGGAGAAAGGUGGCUUCGAGGCCAGACCCUUGGUGCGGGGCGUCCAGGGCCGCAGCCUCAGCGUCAAGCUCUCGCCCGCCGGUGGUCCCCCCAGGGCUGUGCCCCCGCGCUGGUCCUUCGCCUGCAAGGAGCGGGGCCGGCCGGGGGUCCCGGGGGAGCUGGUGGCCUACCUGGAGUCAGGGCGCCGGCCCCGCUGCACCCACCGCUCCCUCCUCCCGCUCCGCACGGGUGGGGAGAGCGGCCCCGACACCCCCCCGGCCCCCAGCCCCGUGCCAGCCGGCCCCCCGAAACAGCCCAGCAAGGGGCAGGAGGAGCCAGGCACCCCCCGAGCCCCCCGUCAGCCCCUCCGUGUGCCUGUGCUGCAGCGAGCUGCCAGCACUGGCGCCGAGGGGUCCCUGCGCCAGCCCCCCAAAAGCCAGAGCAGCCCGGGGCGGAGCGGGGAGGGGACGGGGGGGCUCCGCCGCCCUGGGCUGCCACGGCCGGAGGGGGACACGGGUGUCCCCCCGGCAUGCCUGUCCCCUGGCCCGGUGGCCAUGGCGCGCUCGCAGAGCUCAGCGAGCCUCCCCCUGCGCCCCAAGGGGGGCCUGCGGCGCUCGGCCUCGCUGGGCAGGGGCACGGGGGGGCCCCCCCUGCCUGCCCGCGGUCCCCCUGGGGCCACGCUCCAGCGGGGACGGCAGCCCACGGGCUUGCUGUGCCGCCCGGCCGUGCCCGAGUCCAGCUUCUGA
This is a messenger RNA of Gymnogyps californianus (California condor), 3000 nucleotides long. RefSeq names its product ubiquitin specific peptidase 43 (gene USP43). The record is from RefSeq and is a predicted model, not a curated record. Gene Ontology annotation, molecular function: cysteine-type deubiquitinase activity. The transcript has 17 exons. Gene Ontology annotation, biological process: protein deubiquitination. Bases 1 to 3000 code for a protein of 999 amino acids. Lineage: Eukaryota; Metazoa; Chordata; Aves; Accipitriformes; Cathartidae.